Messenger RNA from Chara braunii, 6793 nucleotides. Lineage: Eukaryota; Viridiplantae; Streptophyta; Charophyceae; Charales; Characeae. The record is from the annotation of a GenBank genome assembly.
CAAGAGAGACAAAACCUGGCAGACAUUCUACUAUGCACGAUGCGCGCAGUUAUCUGGAACAGCACCAUGGGUGACCUUCAUUCCAGGACUACACGGCAGCUGCAGCACGAUCUUACCCAUAACGUGAAGACACUUGCAGCAGCCGUCAAGAUAGCGGACUCCCAGCUGAAAUAGAUGGACACCCGCAUUGUUGCUCUGGAGGCAAGGCCUUCCCAAGCAGCGCCAGGCUGCACGACAGACACGACGAAACAGCUCGGCGAGCGUAUCGACCAUGUCGUCAAUCUAAUCGGCGAACUAGGUGACUUCACCAGUCCGGCCACGAUCAGCAGCACGGUGGCCGCCAUCAAGACGGACAUCACCAAACUGCAGUUGCAACCGGCAGCAGCUGCGAAGGUAUACAAGAUGCCACACUUCAAUAUCAUCAAGUUUGACGACUACGACAAGACCGACGCUUUGACAUGGUGGCAAGCCUUCCUCACCGAAGCGUCCUGCCACAAGGUCCCAGUCGAGGACAUGAUGAAGGCGCUAUACCUCCAAAUCAUUGGAGGUGCGCAGGCGUGGAUGAACCACCUCACGGUUAACAAGGAAACCACUAUCGCCGAGCUACACAAACACGUCACGUGGGAGGAUUUUGUGCAGUUGUGGAACACUCGUUUUAUGGUCCGCAAUGUUGUGAAGGCGGCCAUGAACGAGGUCUACACUUGCUCACAAGGAAGCAUGCCAACUCGAGACUGGAUGAUCAAGUGGCAGAAGAUAGUGACCACACCAGGCUUUGAUAUGAGUUUCCCAAACCAACGAUCCGAGUUCUUCUCGCGAUCAUGCGCAAGACUACGAACGGCACUCGACAACGAGUACGAUUAUGCCUCAUUCCAGGCUAUUCUGGAUCAUGCGAACCUGGUCAUCCAAACGAACGACAAGGCCGCUAACGAGAAGCAGUCCCAGCCGCAAUAUGUGGCUAAGCACGACUACCAACGGCCGGCGCAUAACAAUGCGGUGAUUCCGGAUGAAUCACUAGACCUCCACGCUUCAGCAGCAUCCUCGGGUGAUGGAGGAGUUCUUGCAGCGCUCCCGCCGAAGCGUCCCAAGAGAGUUCGAAAGAAACCGGCGACACAAGCGACGACCUCGACGGGAACUGGGCAGCAACCAUUGACGACAUACAACAUAACCAAGGAAGUAUUUGAUCUUCGUCAACGGACGCUCGACGAGCACCUCGUACACCUCUGUGUGGUGUUGAAACGUUUGCGAGCAGCCAAGUACAAAGCAAACCGUGACAAGUGUGAAUUCGCCAAGCGGGAGCUCGAGUACUUGGGCCAUUAUGUGACGCCGAAAGGCAUUCGUCCCUUAGCGGACAAGAUCCAAACCAUCGUGGGUUGGCCGGAACCCCGUUGCACGACGGACGUACGCUCUUUCAUGGGUUUGGCUGGAUAUUACCAGCGCUUCGUCGAGUCUUACUCCAAAGUGGCAGCUCCUUUGCCGAGACUUCAGUCCCCGAAGGUACCAUUCGAGUUCGACGACGCCGCUCGUGGCGCGUCCAAUACGUUGAAGGCGGCGCUGAAAGACGCACCGGCCCUCCGUAUCUAUGAUCCCACCCUACCCACCCAAGUGACUACGGAUGCUUCCGGGUACGGUAUUGGUGCAGUAUUGGAACAAUGCCACUCGGAUGGUAUCAACACUCUCGACGACGCUAGGAAGAAAGAACUACUCGUGUUCGUCACCGUUCUCAAACGGUGGCGCCACUUUCUUCUCGGUCGUCGACGUUUUAGAUGGAACACGGACAACAAUCCGUUGACCUUCUACAAAAUGCAGGACACGGUCACUAGCACGAUCGGUCGAUGGAUGUAUUACAUCGACCAGUUCGACUUUGAGUCGUGCCACAUUCCCGGUGUCGAGACUGGACCAGAGCCGGAAAACGGAAUGGCGUGGUGGUUCUCAUCUCCUACCUAUUCUAGUGGUACGGAAAUGCCAAUAGAUGUUAGGGAGGGGGUAUCAGUCGUCCUCCCGGAAGAAGGAACGUGGACAGACCUGGAACCAGCCUACGAAACUAUGAUGCAAGACGAAAAGGACGCGUUCCUCUGGAUAGAGACAAUCUUGACCACGGUUAGCCUGACGAGACUGUCGCCGAUCUUGAUGGAUUUAGAAUUCCGAGAAAAGGUGGAAGCCCGAGGGUGGGUCUACUUAUCCCAAGAGAUGGAAAAUGCAAUGGUAAUAGAAUUAGUGCUGGGAACGGCGCCGGAUUCGUUGUUUAGACAAGCGGAACGAGAAGUAGUAUGGGCGGCGUGUCAGCGGGCGGAAAUGGAAAUGGAUAAGAUGGAGGUGCGAGUAGAGCUCGGGGAUAGGGGAAAGGUGAGGUGGCCUCUUAGAACUAUGAGGGGACCGCUAAUCAACAAUGGCAAUGAGACGCGCCCGGAUGUCGCGGCGGCCCACGCACCCCCGGUCGCCCAUGAAAAGUGGAGGCGGAUGGGAGGUAUCGCUCCCAGGCUCCCAGCAAGCUACGUGGUCCGAGGGAUUGAUACUGAAUGGGUAGGUAAAGGGAUGGCGUCGGAAGAAGAGGCUGAGGAACUGCAGAGCAAAGGAAGUCAGGGCACGGGUAGGGGUACGAAACGAAACGAAGCAUCAGUAAAGGAUCGAGAGUCGGCGAAACCAGAGGGAACCAGGGAAGAUGGGAAGGAUCUUUCAACAGGCGAAAGUUCGGGGAAAACCGGGGGUAGCAAAAGAGGACCCCAGGAAAAUAGGGAAGGAAGGGACAAUGGAAGAUCGAGUCCUCGAAACUCAGAAGGGACUACGCCCAAGAAAACGAAGGUCUCAGACGCCCGCCGUAAGCUGGCAGAGAUAGAAAAGCGAACCGCAGAAUAUAAAGCGAGGCUUAUGGAGGAAAUGAUGGCUGGGAAUGAAAGGGACUCCCUGGGAGAAGGGUCGCGAGAGGAACGUAGGGGGUAUCUGGCCGAUGCCAAGAAGAAACUCACUUUUGAUGGGGCGAACAUUACGGAGUUCCUGAUAGACUAUGAGAACCUGGCAGCCUUGUUGAAAUGGAGUGAGGAAGAGAAGAUGGACCAUUUGGGGCAGCAUGUGUCACUGAGUCUGGGUAGAGACAUUAUGGCCAUCGUCGCCACUAGUGGAUCCUGGAAGGAAACCAGGAACGAGAUGAUGAGGAAGUACCUAAAGGCGGAGAAGAUGGCAACAGAAGCCGAGUUGGCGGCAGUCCAAAGGAAGAACUAUGCGACUUACAACGACUUCCUAAGGGCCUUUACUCUAGUCGCGCUACGAAUUCCCGGGGUAACAGACCAGAUAAUGAGUGAGUAUUUCCUUAGGCAGUUCUCCGAAUUCGACAAAGAUAAGAUUCUGUCAGCUUACCAUCAGACUAGCAAGUUUGAGUACACUAGGGAUGUGGACUUCAGCACGGUAACAAACCUCGCAGAAAAGAUAGUGGUGACCGAUACGCUAGCCCUGCUUAAGGAAGGGGAGGUUAUAGACUUAACUGGGAAGACGGGGGAUAAGGUCAAGAAGGGGAUAGAGAGCCCGCACGAACGAUUGCACGGGGUUGACAACAAGAUAGAAAGAGUGGAAAAUGCGCUAUUAGUAAUGCAGGCACAGGUGUCCCAACCCGCCCUACCGCCCCAAGAGGCCCUAGUUCCGACAGCGGUAGCGAAUCGGGGUUAUGGCAGAAGGGAUCCGGCCAAUGAGCAAUGCAAGUAUUGCACAAUGGUCGGACAUUUCGUGCGGACCUGCCCAAGACUCAACCAUGAUAUCAUGAGACAGAGAUGCAGCAGGUCCCUUAAGGGUGAGAUUCUCGGACCCCAGGGAGAGCGCGUAAAUUGGAAUUCACCAGGAGGGAUGCGGCAUGCCGUCAUCCUCCUGAAUAACUUGGAUAUAGCCGCCGUAGAAGCAAAGCCGGUAGCCAAUAUUGUCUGGGACCAACCGAGGGGACACAUUCGCCUAAGCCUACCGGACCGAGAAGGGGGUGAAGUCAUGAGGGCGCCGCCCGGGAUGAAGCUCAGCUUCCAUGCAUUGCCCGUAGGAAAGCUGAAAGUCCAAAUCGGAACCCACCACACGGAUGCAUUAGUGGACGGCGGUGCGGAAAUUACCCUCAUACGACGGGACUUUGCAACAAUUACCGGCUGCACCGUAAACAAGGAAGUGACGGGGAGUAUCCGGGGAGCUGGCGGGGAGAUUCCCUUUGAAGGGUACGUUACGAAAUGCGCAGUCAGGGCGGGGAUCAGGGAAUCAAUCUGGUCCUUCCAGUGGAUGACCGUGAUGGAAGAAAUGGACCAUGACAUAAUUCUCGGAAGAACGUGGUGCGCCAAUGUAAAGAUGAUAGGUAUGCAUCUGCAUGAUGGAACAUACAUGGUGGAUAUAGAGGACCCCGUGACCGGCCGCGGAGAACUCCUCCGACUCCUUGGGACCGGAGGGGAUCCUCCGAAGUGCAAGUUGGCAACUUGGUCGCCGACGUUCGAGGAGAGUGCGCGAAAGGGGGCAUUCGCACGAAUGGAAGGUAUGAGGGAAAGAGUAGAGAUCAUGAUUGAGGAGGCCUUUAGCACGAAGGAGUGGAUCAAGAUGGGUCUACCUCUGAAGAAGAGGAGGCAAGAGGACAAGGCCCUGGAAGAUAUGGUGGCAGAAAGAGAGUCGGAAGUCGAACUUGGGGCCAGCCUGCCCAAACCAAAGGAAGGCCGGAACGAAACGUCGGAGGUGGUGCUUGAAAUCCCAGAUUUGUUACAACUCGUUAAGGCCAUCAAGUACCACAAGAAGUUGAACGCAGUAACAAUCCGGGAUGCGGAAUCGCUUCCACAAGUUGACUUAUUGGCAGAGUCUCACGUCGGACGAAGCAUUUACUCCCUGAUAGACCUGUACUCAGGAUACGACCAAUUGUCGCUCGAUGCGAGAGAUAGACCGUACACCGCCAUGCACACCCCUGUAGGACAGUUGCAGAUGCAAGUGACCCCUAUGGGCUUCACAAAUGCUGUGGCAGAGGUGCAAAGGAGGAUGCUUGCGGUCGCGGGGGACAUGUUCCCGGAAAAAUGCGAACCCUACAUAGAUGACAAUCCCAUAAAAGGUUCGCAGGACAAGGAUGAGACAGAGGUUCAAACGGGCAUACGAAAAUUUGUCUGGGAUCAUUUACAGGAUAUCAAGGAUCUGCUCCAACGAUUCCUGAUAUAUAAUAUCACCGCAAGCGGACCAAAGAGCAUCCUGGCAGUCCCAGAAGUGACUAUAUUGGGGUUUCGUUGUGGGGCCUAUGGAAGGAAACCGGACCCGGCAAAGACGGAUAAGAUCUCCCAAUGGCCGACGCCUUUGCGCACCACGACGGAGGGGGGGACCCUUAUCGUAGAUAACGAGAUGGCAGACACCACUCCUACAAUGGACGAACUGCUGAUUCAGACCCUAGAAAAGGGCGCGCCCGCCAUAGUUGCGGAACUCAGGGAAGGACCAGUCAUCACGUUUAGACGCAAGGAUGAGAAGGAUUCAUGGGGAGCAACGAUGGGCCCAAAGAAAGAGCUGAUGGCAAUGGCCGUUGAAGGGGGUCGAGAUGUUGUGAUGAACCUACUAGAAACUUGGACGCGAAGAGAGCGGCAAUAUCUAGUAUAUCAGGCUCAGGAAGAGCAAGACACGGAUCAGAAGGGACGAGAGUUCCUCCUUAUACAGAUGUAUGAUGGCAUCUUUAGAGAAAUCGGUCUGCUGCUUAUAGGAAAUAAGCAGCCUAUGGAAGUCAGUCUCAAGGCAAGGGAGGAAACCGAGAAGUAUGUUUUGAGGAACGGUCACCUGUUCAAGAAAGAAGAAGGAAUGAUGUCUAGGCGUGUUGUAUGUGGAAGGUCAAGGCAGUUGGACAUAAUCCAGGCGAUGCAUGAUGGGCUAGCCGGAGGGCACCGGUCGUCUAAAGGGACGCUCGCAGAAAUCGCGCCCCUUUACUUCUGGCCAGAUAACCUCAGCAGCUACGUAGAGGCGGUAGCUCUUAAGAAAAAGACGGGAAAGGGAGUGGCCGAUUGGAUAGAAGACUUCUACCUUAGGCACCCCUUUGUGAGCAGGUUCAUAGCGUACAAUGGAAUGGAGUUCGUUAACCAGGAGGUGUUGGGCAGGCUUAAGGCGCUAUGCGUACCUAUCAAGAUCAUCGAAUCAUAUCACCCUGAGGCCAAUGCACCAGGAGAAAGGGGACACCGGACCUUGAAGAACACAAUUGCUAAGUUGGCGGCGGAUGACCUGGGGAACUGGCCUCGAUACCUUAGGCAGGCGGUCUUCUUUGAGAACAUGACGCCGAAAAGGACGACGAGAUGCAUUCCGGCAAAACUCUAAGGGGGAAGAAAGCAAGGGACCAGGGGACCGUCGCCCCUGAGAGAGGGGGAGUCGAUAGUUCUCCCAUUUGACAGUGACACUAGUAGUGAGGAGGAGGGGAGCCUAGGGAAAAGGCAAAGAAUGGAAGAGGAAGAACCCAAAGAGGUCAUAGACCUCAGCAAUGAGGAAGAGGAGGACGAAGUCACGACGCCCACGAGAGAAGUAAGGGGAAGGGAUGAGGACCCAGGCGAGGAGAAGGACAAGUGGAUAAGAGAAUUUGGGUCGUCUUUCAGUGACUGGUUCGAUCAAUGGGUCAGUAUCAUGAGGUAUGAAUGGGCGAUGAAAGGGAAGGAAAAACUAAGCAGAGGAGAGGACAUAGCGCCAACAACAUUUUUCACAGAAGAGGAGCUCCUACAGAUGCAAAGGACAAAGAGAAAGAUGCAUCAGGAGAUCGACAAUCGUGCAAGGGAGGCUCGACCUAGGGCAACUGGGCAAUAAAGGGGUAGUAGACAUAACAGGGAAUAUUUAGAAAAUG